AUGGCCGAGGAGCCAAUGGCUCCGGACGCGGCCCCGCUGGCGUCGCAGUCGGAGCAGGUCACGGUGAGGUUGCUGCUCUCGAACAGGGCAGCUGGCACCAUCAUCGGCAAGGGAGGCGGGAAGAUCUCCGAGGUCCAGGCCCUCUCGGCCACCAAUAUCCAACUCUCGCGCGCGAGCGAGUUCUUCCCAGGAACGAACGAGAGAAUCGUGAACGUUUCCGGCACCGUGAACGGGAUCCUCACGGCGCUGCAUCUGACCGUAACGAGGCUCAAGGCCGAAGACCCGGAGAGCGUGCACGCGCCGGGCCACAUGUCCGACGCCGACCCCCAGGCGCAGGAGCCUAAUAUUCUGAUCAAGAUGCUCGUUCCCAACGCCAUGUGCGGCGUCAUCAUCGGGCGCGGCGGCGAGACCAUCCGGAGCUUCAUUCAGGACUCCAACGCCCUCAUCCGCGUCUCGAACAACGACCAGAUGGUCCCGGGCGUCCAGGACAGGGUCCUCUCCGUCGUCGGCAACGUCGACCAGAUCCUCCGAGCGAUCGCCCUCAUCCUCACGCGCCUCAUGGAGCACCCGCAGUUCGACCGCAGGGCCUCGAACACGUCCACUACGCCCUCGCCCAGCGUCCCCACGCCCGGCACGCCCAUGCACGCCGCGCCCUUCCUCCCCGUCCGCUCCGGCGCCGACUCCGGCGGCAUGACGACCACCGCCAUCGCCGCCGUGCCCGACUGCCACGUGGGCAUCGUCCUCGGGAAGGGCGGCAAGGCUUUGCAGCAGCUGCAGUACAUGACGGGGUGCUGCAUCCAGGUCUCGGCGCGCGCGGACCUCAUCCCGGGGACGCAGAACCGGAAGUUCGUCAUCACGGGCCCGCCGGAGGGCGUGCAGUUCGCCCAGUUCAUCAUCGCACAAAAGGCGCAGGCGGCGCGCGCCGCGGCGAAGGACGGCGCGGGCGGGCCGGCCGCGGACGCCGCGUGCCACCCGGCCGCGCCCGCGACCGCAGCCGUGCCGGCGCCGGGGACGCCGUCGGCGGGGUGGGAGCAGCACCGCGGGGGCAACUGA
Pedinophyceae sp. YPF-701 is the source of this 1053-nucleotide messenger RNA. The record is from the annotation of a GenBank genome assembly. NCBI's taxonomy places the organism in Eukaryota, Viridiplantae, Chlorophyta, Pedinophyceae.